This is a messenger RNA of Delphinapterus leucas (beluga whale), 3747 nucleotides long. Lineage: Eukaryota; Metazoa; Chordata; Mammalia; Artiodactyla; Monodontidae. The record is from RefSeq and is a predicted model, not a curated record.
AGAAAGCUAUGAAAAUCACAUAUUUUUCCAUUUUUCAAAAGAAUUUUAAAGUCUAAAGGCAUUCAGUGUUUGCAAGUGGGAUAAAAGAGAGCUGGGCUCAUUAGAACGAAUCCUACCUUCCUAGGCCUCUGAGGAGGUAACACUAUAUAAAUGGAAACUGUGAUUGCAGAACAGCAGGGCAUCUACAAUCGGCCCCUUACUUAUGACCCACUCUGUAACCCCCGAACAGCUGAGUUUCAUUUCUCUGCUAUUCUGAGCAUCAGCAAGUCCAUCAGACUUCCCUUGUUUUCUUUUUAAAUGGUGAGACUCAAGUUAGCCUGGAAUUAAUGAUUAACAGUUGCUAUUUGAAAGUGUGGUUAAGUGCAGCUUUGGCCAGCAGGCAUCCUAAUUGUGAGUUUGACCAACUGCUAAGGCACAUGGGCAAAUUCAAGUUCUCUAAGCUUCUCUGUAUGUCACUUGUUUGAAUGCAUAGUAAAAUAAGAGAGAAAAAAUUAAUGUAUUCAAAAAGCAAGCACCUCUACCAAGGUAUGUGUUUGAUAUGCAAAGAUUUUCAGGACUUUCACAGGCAUGCUGUACAAAGAGACGAUGUUACAUCACACUAGGAACCAGUAAAAGUAAAUAUUAAAGUUAAGUGAACAUUACCUGCAAAAUCUCAUUUAGAGGAGGAUGAAAACCAUUUUGGAAAAAGAAAGACAUUCUUAUUAAGAAUUGCAGCAAACAAGGAGUUUCAGGUAUGAUUUCAAAAAUUAUUUAAGAUUUCCCUCAAGCAAUUAUUCCUUGAAGUGCCUUUUUCUAUUGUACCAUGGGGUUUUAAAAUAUUUUUACAAUAGACAAUGAUUGAUUUUUAAAAUGUGUCUGAUUUAACAUUUUGGAGGUUUUUAGUUAAUAACCAUAAGCAAUGUGGGAGGAGAUGCAGAACGGAAGAAGAGUAAUAGUUUGUACUCAAUAGCAAGUAUUUUACAAAUUAAAAAGAUUUUCAAGAGUAAUAUGAACAAAUCAGAAGACUUGAUUUGUCUCAUAGCAGGUUUUUCAUAGAGCUGUCAGUUCAGGGCUUUGUGGGGAUAAGUACAUGUAUGAGUGACCAAGACAACCUAGGAAUAGAUUUGUAACAUAAUUUUUAAAUUAGAAAAUUUUGUUAGUAAAAAAUCAUUUAUAGCUUCUUUGACAGAUUUAGAAAAGAAACCUCAAAGAUGGAAAGAAAGGAAAUGAAUUGAAAGAGAAGAAAGAAAUGGAAAAAUUGGGAUGGGGAGAGAGUCAGAUGAUGGCAGUGAGAAAUGUCUGAUUAAUAGUGAGCUGGAGGCCGAGGAGGGGGAGGGAAGGGAGGAAAGUGAGAGCACCCUUCCCUUUUAGCCCUUGGUCCUUCCCAUCCAUGAACGUGUUGACCACUGCACAGACGACCAUGCUGAGGAACGCUCUAGGCUUGGGGAAAGAUAAAAUUCAGCUUACGAGAGGAGCUCUGUGAACACUACUGAAUUAACUACUCCUCUCCCUCCGUAUUUCUUGUAAACUCUGAUAUCAGUAAAUUAACUAUAAAUUCACAUUUUGUGUUCUAAACACAUGUACAUUUUUCUUUUUGUAGGAUGACUUUAUUAUAUCAAAUGGUACAUUUCAUUUUAUUUGCCUCAGUUUCUGGUGAGUGUGUGACCAAGCUGUUCCAAGAUGCCUACUUUAAAGGAGGAGACAUUACUGUUGUUUUCACACCAAAUGCCAAGCACUGCCAAAUAGUCUGCACCCACCAUCCAAGGUGUUUGCUCUUCACUUUUAUGGCUGAAUCAUCAUCUGAAGAUCCUACCAAGUGGUUUACUUGCAUCCUGAAAGACAGUGUUGCAGAAACACUGCCGAUGGUCAAUAUGACGGGAGCAAUUUCUGGAUAUUCUUCCAAGCAAUGCUCAGACCAAAUAAGUGCUUGCAACAAAGAUAUUUAUGUGGACCUACAUAUGAAGGGCCUGAACCAUAACAGCUCUAUUACCAAGAGUGCUCAGGAAUGCCAAGAGAGGUGUACGAAUGACAGGCACUGUCACUUUUUUACAUUCGCCACAGAGCACUUUCCAAGCGUAAAGUAUCGUAACAUUUGUCUGUUGAAGUACACCCAAACGGGGAUGCCAACCAACAUAACAAAGCUCAGUGAAGUGGUGUCUGGAUUUUCACUGAAGCCCUGUGCGCUUUCUAAUCUGGCUUGUAUUAGGGACAUUUUCCCUAGAACGAUGUUUGCAGACAGUAACAUUGACAGUGUCAUGGCUCCAGAUGCUUUUGUCUGUCGCAGCAUUUGUACUCACCAUCCCAGUUGUUUGUUCUUUACCUUCUUUUCUCAAGAAUGGCCAACAAUAUCUGAAAGAAAUCUGUGUCUACUUAAAACGUCUACAAGUGGGUUGCCAAGCGCACGCAUUAGAAAGAACAAAGCUCUUUCUGGUUUUAGUCUACAAAACUGCCGGCACAGUGUCCCAGUGUUCUGCCAUUCUUCAUUCUACCGUGACACUGAUUUCUUGGGAGAAGAACUGGACAUUGUUGAUGUGGACGGGCACGAAGCCUGCCAGAAAACAUGUACCAACAGCAUCCGCUGUCAAUUUUUUACCUAUUCUCCAUCUCAAGAACCUUGCAACGGAGGGAAGGGUAAAUGCUACUUAAAACUUUCUGCAAAUGGAUCUCCAACUAAAAUACUUCAUGGGAGAGGAAACAUCUCUGGAUAUACGUUAAGGUUAUGUAAAAUGGAUAAUGCGUGUACAACGAAAAUCAAGCCCAGAAUUGUUGGAGGAACCAAGUCUGUUCUUGGAGAGUGGCCAUGGCAGAUAACUUUGUACAUCACAUCACCCACCCAGAGACACCUGUGUGGAGGCUCCAUCAUCGGAAACCAGUGGAUAUUAACAGCUGCUCAUUGUUUCAGCGAGGUAGAGUCACCUAAAGCUUUGCGUGUCUAUAGUGGCAUUUUAAACCAAGAAGAAAUAAAAGAGGAUACAUCUUUCUUUGGGGUUCAAGAAAUAAUAAUUCAUGAUCAGUAUGAAAUGGCAGAAAGUGGAUAUGAUAUCGCCUUGUUGAAACUGGAAAUGACAAUGAAUUACACAGAUUCUCAACGACCCAUCUGCCUACCUUCCAAAGGAGAUAGAAAUGUGACGUAUACUGAGUGCUGGGUGACUGGAUGGGGGUACCAAAAAUUAAGAGACAAAAUACUAAAUACUCUCCAGAAAGCCCGGGUACCCUUGGUGACAAAUGAAGAAUGCCAGGCAGGAUACAGAGGGCAUAAAAUAACUAAUAAGAUGGUCUGUGCAGGCUACAAAGAAGGAGGGAAGGAUGCCUGCAAGGGAGAUUCGGGGGGCCCCCUGUCUUGUAAGCACAACGAGGUCUGGCACUUGGUAGGCAUCACGAGCUGGGGCGAAGGUUGCGGCCAAAGGGAGCGGCCAGGUGUUUACACCAACGUGGUCGAGUACGUGGACUGGAUUUUGGAGAAAACGCAAAGCAGCUUGAAAGAGUCCCCAGAUGCCAUUUGACUCCCUGAAGGCUUCCCCACUGCACCCAACACCCCCGGGGAACGUGUGCACACUUUGUAACUCCAAGAAACUUUCAAAGGACACUGUGCUGUACCAAGGCAGAAACUUCCAUAUCCUGUGAGGAUCUGUGUUAAUGCUCAGACAUUGUGAAAUAAACAGUCAAGUGGCACUCGUGACCUUGGUUGGGAAGGUACCUUAAAAAAGAAUACAGGGGGGCCUUCAAGAUGGCGGAGGAGUAAGACGCAGAGAUCACCUUCCUCCCCAC